AUGCCGAAGCGAAGUCGCGAUGAAGAAGAGCUCGACGCCGGCGAGGCGCCGACCGAAAUCAACCCCUACCAAGUCCUCGGCCUCGAGGCCAGCGCAUCACAGGACGAGGUCAAGAAAGCCUAUCGCAAGGCAGCACUGAAGCAUCAUCCUGACAAGGCGUCGCCUGAGGACAAGGAGGCGGCGCAUGCCAAGUUCCAAGAGGUCGCCUUUGCGUUCGCCAUCCUCUCCGACGAGCGUCGACGAAAGCGCUAUGACACAACUGGCCGCACCGAAGAGAGUCUGGAUCUGGACGACGAUGACUUCGACUGGACGACCUUCUUCAGAGAGCAGUUUCGGGACGUGGUGACAGAAGAGAAGAUCAACAAAUUCUCCGACGAGUACAAGGGCAGCGACGAGGAGAGACAGGCUGUGCUCGAUGCCUACACCAGAACACAAGGCAAGAUGGAGAAGCUGUACACCAUCGUCAUGCUGAGCGACAUGGUCGAUGAUGAAGAGCGAUUCCGUGCGAUCAUCGAUGAGGCUGUCGCCGACGGCGAAGUGGAAGACUUCAAGAACUACAACGGCGAGAAGGAGUCGGUUCGCGAGAAGCGACUGGAGAGGGCCAGGAAGAGGAAGGAGAAAGAAGCCAAGGAGGCUGAUAAGGCUUCGCAAGAGAUUGAAGAGGAGAAGUCUAAGAAGAAGGGAAAGAAAGCGAAUGGCGAUGCUGGUGGCAUGGGCGACCUGGCUGCUUUGAUUCAGCAGAGGCAGCAGGGCAGAGCUGAGAGCUUCUUCGACAGGUUGGAGAAUAAGUACGCUCCAAAGGGCAAGAAGGGAAAGAAGGCUGCGCCGGUGGAUGAGCCACCCGAGGAGGCUUUCGCGGCGAACAGGAAGAACACUGGCAAUGGUGACGCUGUGGAGGGUGCGAGGAAGAGCAAGCGGGCGAAGAAGUGA
Zasmidium cellare ATCC 36951 is the source of this 930-nucleotide messenger RNA. RefSeq lists its product as uncharacterized. Gene Ontology annotation, cellular component: nucleus; cytoplasm. Lineage: Eukaryota; Fungi; Ascomycota; Dothideomycetes; Mycosphaerellales; Mycosphaerellaceae. The record is from RefSeq and is a predicted model, not a curated record. Gene Ontology annotation, molecular function: heat shock protein binding. The transcript has a single exon. The coding region runs from base 1 to 930 and encodes 309 amino acids.